AUGCAGAUUUCUAUUAAGACGAUCGAGGGAAAAAGCAUAAACCUAGAUGUGCCAGAUAGCUCCAAGACCAUCGACCUCAAGGUCUAUGGACCCACCCGUCAGUUGGUUCUUGGUCUGAAUCCGGAUGCACUCAUGCGGAUUUUUGUAUCGACUAUAAAGGAGAAAACAUUCAUCCUACAAGUGAAGGGGUCCGAUACCAUCCAACACGUGAAGACCAUGAUCCAUGAUCAGGGUGGCUUACCUGUUGAGAAGCUGAAUCUUAACUUUCUUGGCACCAACCUUGAAAACCAUCACACCGUAGGUUACUACAACAUCAAGCCAGACUCAAAUCUCGUCAUUGUGCAGCGUGGUUGCAUUUGCUAA
Eruca vesicaria subsp. sativa (arugula) is the source of this 363-nucleotide messenger RNA. The record is from the annotation of a GenBank genome assembly. NCBI's taxonomy places the organism in Eukaryota, Viridiplantae, Streptophyta, Magnoliopsida, Brassicales, Brassicaceae.